CCUGAAAAUAUUUGCCUGUUGCAGGAGCCUGUGCUGUUCUCUGGCACACUGAAGAUGAACCUGGAUCCCUUUGAGAAGUACAGUGAUGAAGAGCUGUGGGCGGUUCUGGAACAUUCUCACCUCCAUAAGUUUGUGAGCAACCAGCCGGCCAAACUGGAGCUGGAGUGCUCCGAGGGAGGAGAGAACCUCAGUGUGGGCCAGAGGCAGCUGGUGUGUUUGGCUCGGGCUCUCCUGAGGAAGACGAGGAUCCUCGUCCUGGAUGAAGCUACAGCUGCUAUCGACCUGGAGACAGAUGACCUCAUCCAGUCCACCAUCAGGACUCAGUUUGAGGACUGCACCGUCUUCACCAUCGCUCACAGGCUCAACACAAUCAUGGAUUACACAAGAGUGCUGGUGUUGGACAAGGGACGGAUAGCAGAGUUUGACACUCCGACAAACCUCCUAUCACAGAAAGGAAUCUUUUAUGGCAUGGCUAAAGACGCAGGCCUGACGCAGUAGAACUGCCUUUCGUCCCAAUUUUUACAAACCAGGGUUGAGGAUGAGCUCAGUUCAGUGUGACUUUGCAUUUCAAACCUGGCAGUGGAGCUGAAGAGUACCUUUUAUUGUGAAUUUGGUAUUUCUUUUCAGGGCACUCACUGCUGGUUUUGAAUGAAGCCUCCUCUGCAGACUUGGAUCAAUUAGCCAUUGCAAACAGUUGUAGUGUUUUCUAAACCCGUAUCAGCAAAAUGUACAUAUUCUGUGAUUGUCUUAAGUUUCUUGCACUGAAUGUGUUGUUCUUUGUGGCAAAGAAAUGUCCAUUUGGCAUCUCAUAAGGAUAAACAAGCCAUAUGUGCAAGUACUAGUUGAUCCAAGCCUGCUGUUUAGUGCCUUCUGCUAGUGGGAUAAAGAAAGCCAGUGAAUGUAUACUUUUCUAAUCGGCUGACUGCUGCAAAACAAACAGCAACAGAAAAAGGAGGAACUUUUUAAUUUUUUUUUUUUUUUUCUACAGAUAAAAAUAUUGUGCCACUGUUACUUUCCUCAAAAGAAAAACAACACUCCUUUUGUGAUAAACCCACUUGUUUUUGUACUGUACCAUUAUUUAAGCUACUUUUUAAAGAAUUGUUUAAUCUUAGGGAAGUUUGCUCAGUUUAAUAUGUGAUUCUUUUGUGAACCAAAUCUAUUGAAACUUGAACUCUGUACUACCAAAAUAUGAAAGAUGAUAAAGCCUUUAUUAAAAAAAAUGGAAGAACAA
Messenger RNA from Notothenia coriiceps (black rockcod), 1231 nucleotides. Its product is annotated as canalicular multispecific organic anion transporter 2-like. The transcript has 3 exons. Lineage: Eukaryota; Metazoa; Chordata; Actinopteri; Perciformes; Nototheniidae. Gene Ontology annotation, cellular component: membrane. The annotation marks the transcript as partial. The record is from RefSeq and is a predicted model, not a curated record. Gene Ontology annotation, molecular function: ATP binding; ATP hydrolysis activity; ATPase-coupled transmembrane transporter activity. Gene Ontology annotation, biological process: transmembrane transport.